AUGCCCGACAAAGACGCUGGCACCCCCCGCGUCUUCCUCUACCGACAUGGCCAAACCGAGUGGUCCAAGAAUGGUCGCUACACCGGUGUCACCGAGCUUGAGCUCACCAAAGAUGGGGAAAACCAGGUUCUCGCAUCCGGCAAGAUCAUUGUUGGUUCGGGCAAAUUGAUUGACCCAGCCAACCUUGCCCACGUCUACAUCAGUCCACGCAGGCGUGCAAUGCAGACCUUUGAGAUUGCUUUUGAUGACGCCGAUCAGAAGACCCUGAAAGAUGAAAACAAGAUCUCCGUGACUGGUAGACUUGCUGAGUGGGAUUAUGGUUUGUACGAAGGCAUGUUGACUAAGGAUAUCCGUGCCUUGAGAAAGGAGCAUGGUCUGGAUGCGGAGAAGCCUUGGGAUAUCUGGCGUGAUGGCUGUGAGAACGGAGAAUCCGCGCAGCAGGUCACAGACCGCAUUGAUAAUCUCAUUCAGGAGAUCCGUUCCAUUCAGAAGGACAACAUGCACGGAGAGAACCCUUCUGAUGUUCUCCUUGUUGCCCAUGGUCAUCUUCUUCGUGCCUUUACCAAGCGUUGGCUUGGGUAUCCCAUGGAAUUCCCUCUUUCCUUGAUGCUUGACCCUGGAGCUGUUGGUGUCCUCAGCUACCAACACCACAAUGUUGACGAGCCUGCAAUGAUGGUUGGAUAUGGUUUCCCUGUGCAGGAAUAA
Penicillium canescens is the source of this 705-nucleotide messenger RNA. RefSeq lists its product as uncharacterized. Gene Ontology annotation, molecular function: sedoheptulose-bisphosphatase activity. Gene Ontology annotation, biological process: ribose phosphate biosynthetic process. The transcript is spliced from 4 exons. The coding region runs from base 1 to 705 and encodes 234 amino acids. The record is from RefSeq and is a predicted model, not a curated record. Lineage: Eukaryota; Fungi; Ascomycota; Eurotiomycetes; Eurotiales; Aspergillaceae.